AUGUCAGUCCGUUCCACCCCCGGUCCGUCGCCCUACCCGACCUUACCCACCUACAGCACCCCCGACGCAUCUUCCUCCAAACGAUCCAUCCGAACACCUUCUUACGUUCCUAGACCAUCUAUUCCAAACUCUUUCCGUCAACCAUCCAUCGCUCCUUCAGUAGCUGGCACGUCCACACCCACGGUCCUAGGAGCAGGAAGGAGGAAACGCAUCAAUGCCGAUGGACAGGGGAGUGGGACUUUAACUCCUACCUCGAAGGAUGAUUGGGCGAACAUGGAGCCUGACGAGGUAUUUAGGAGGUUACCAGUCAACGAGGUGAAAAGGGUGGAAAGUAAAAUGAGGAGUGAUGCGUUGAACAAGCAAUCCGAACUGAGGCUGAUGGUAGGUACGCGAUAUCGUGAUCUCCUCACUUCAGCUACGCAAAUCGAAUCUCUCCAUGCAUCUUCACUCAGACUCUCAGAUUCGUUAAGGGAAAUAGCCAGAUCAUGUAGUAAUCCAGAUAUAAAUAUCACUUUGGACGGUGAUAAUUCGGAAGAUGGGAAUGCCAAUUCAACCGAGGAAGAUGAUUUAAUUAAUAUGUUGCCUACUGCUGCUCAUAUGAAACUCCUCUUGGAUGCCCCAGAAGCUUUAUAUUCGUAUUUGGCUCAUCAUAGUUAUCUGAAUGCUGCAUUUUUAUGGUUGAUCACUAGAGUAGUCAAAGAGAGCUUGAAUUCCAUGCCAGAGGAACAGAACGGGGCAUACCUCCCGCUUCUACAAAAGCAAUGGGAAACCCUCCUUCCCUUCCGAACACAAAUCGUCCAGAGGGCCACAGCGUCUUUACGAACCAAGGAUAAACUCGAUUCAAGAUCCUUAUCAGAGACUUUACUAGCUAUCAUCUUGUUGGACAACCUUCCUGUCUCAGAUGCCCUAGACCUACUGUUAUCUCAACGCACCAAAGCCCUCAGAGAUACCUUACAACAUGUCGAAGUGAACGCGGACCCUUCAAAAUCACCAGAAAAAGAUAGAGGGAAUCGUAAAAGGUCGAAUUCAAGGAUACAAGCUGCAGCCAUCACCCGAUCAAUCGUACAGGAACGUUCGACGAUAUCAAGUGUCAUAACUGAUUCAGUAACCUUGAUGCUGGAGACUGUAUCGUCCGUCAAGACAGUGUUCGAAAAGAACAUAUCACAAGGGCAGAAAGAAAGCUUGAUAGAAGAGAUGAUGAGACUGAUCCAAGUGGGAGAUAACACUACGAGUGCAGGUUCGAAUGCGACACCUGGUCCACCUCCUAUCAGUUCCAGACAAAAUUCGCAUCAGCGAAGAGCCUCAAGAUUAGCUAGUAUCUCAUUACCCUUAAAAUACACACCUUCGCUCAACACUUCUCCUUCGGCAAAUGGGAUAACAAGUAGUCCACCGAUAACUUCCUCAGAGGUUAUACAGAACCUACCAUCCAGUCAAAUACUGCUAAGAUACUUGCCCAACAACAUCAUAGGUUUCACACCGUUUAUCGCACCGUCUUCAUCACCCACCAUUUCUGAUAAGCUCCAAGCCUGGGAGCAAGGAUCGAUCAACUUGUUGAAGGGAUCUAUACCUGAUUGGCUGAAAGAUCUAAAGAACGUCAAGGAUAUCUGGGCAGUAAGGAAUUCCCUGAAUAACCUAUUGCAGCAAGGAGAAUUCGAGGAAGCCAUUAGGUCAGCACUUGAGGAUGAAUGGGGUAAGAGAGUGAAAGACGUUUGGAGUGAGAAACUGGGUUUGUUAGUGGGCAAUGCAGAGAAAGAAAUACGAGAAGCUGGAGAGAAAGUGAGGAAUGGCUCUGAGAAAUUAGAAAUAUCACCCGAAUCAAUCCUUUUCUCAGAUGUCUCGUUCCCCACAGGCCCUACUGCCAGUGCAUCAUUCUCAGCCACAUCGCAUAAUACGGCAUUCACCAAUUUCCGCUCCACCCUCCGUAAGAGAUCUUCAUACAGGACACCCCUCCUAGACAGCGUCUUGAACACCUUGGAAGAGACGGCUAAAAACAUCAAAGAGGAUAUGUCCGACCUGCCUGAGCUGUUAUAUGAUAACUACUCAGAACAGAUAAAUGCCACUUUGAACGGUUUGAUCAAAGUGUUGGAUAGGAUAUUGGAAAGUAUGGGAUCGACACGAGGAGAUGGCAAGGUUGGGGUCGAAGCUGAGAUCUUCGUUGGGAGGGUAGCUUUGUACCUUGGUAAUGGGAAGGAAAGUGGUUUCUUGGAUGACGUAGCUGGAUAUGGGAAGAUUGAUCGAGAUAACGUUGAGAAGAGUUUGUUGGCUGUUCAUAAAAAGUCUACGACAAAAUGGAAAGAACGAUCGAUCCAAGAAGCGCUCGUCUCACUUGCUCCGCUCUUCGAGCCAUAUAGAGGAUCUCAAGAGAUCAAGUCUUCUUGGCAAGGAGAUUUACCUUCAUCGCCUUCUCAUCCCAUUAUGGUAUCCCUUCAAUCAUUGGUCAGGUCCACUACUUCACUCGGUAUACCACCUUCGCUCAACUCGAGUUUGACGGUAGUGGAAAAAUUGGUAAAAGAUUUUGUAAAGAGCGCUAAAGAGUUGGAAGGAUGGAAGACCCAAGAGAUAUCUACGGAAGGUAGGAUACAGUUAUUGGUGGAUAUUGGAUUCUUGAUCAAUCUAAGUGGAGAGAAAGUCGGUGAAGAUGGAUUGAUCAAACGGGUAUCGAAAGAGACAUCCCCAUCAUUCACCCUCGGUGCACUUCAAGAAAUUAUAGAUCAAUCUUUAAGGAAAUCACAACUCCUCUUAUAUCCUCUCCUCUCCCAUCUUACUCCCCCACCACGACAAACAAGUAACAAAGGACAUUCACAUGAUACACGAAGGAACGCCGCUCUGUUGCGAUUCGGUGCACCUUCCAUCACCACCAGCACUGGAACUGGAACCGAGUUCAGGAGUCCGGUGGUGGCUGCUAAACCCGGGAAAAGGAUGGGAUUAUUAAGUAUUGCUGCGUAG
Molecule: messenger RNA, 2946 nt
Organism: Kwoniella botswanensis
Lineage: Eukaryota; Fungi; Basidiomycota; Tremellomycetes; Tremellales; Cryptococcaceae
Exons: 8
Coding region: 1-2946 (981 amino acids)
Biological process (GO): intra-Golgi vesicle-mediated transport
Cellular component (GO): COG complex; Golgi apparatus
Source: RefSeq, a predicted model, not a curated record